Messenger RNA from Lycium ferocissimum, 1636 nucleotides. RefSeq names its product serine carboxypeptidase-like 18. Gene Ontology annotation, biological process: secondary metabolic process; proteolysis. The coding region runs from base 105 to 1487 and encodes 460 amino acids. The transcript is spliced from 14 exons. NCBI's taxonomy places the organism in Eukaryota, Viridiplantae, Streptophyta, Magnoliopsida, Solanales, Solanaceae. The record is from RefSeq and is a predicted model, not a curated record. Gene Ontology annotation, molecular function: acyltransferase activity, transferring groups other than amino-acyl groups; serine-type carboxypeptidase activity.
CUUUUAUUCUGUGAAGGCAUCGACCACCACGUAAUAAACAAAACCUAAGUGAGUGUCAGUGCUGUUCCUUUUCAGAACUUUUCAAAGAGCUUGUCUGAAUUACAAUGCUACAGCUGAUUGUGUUUCCAGUGCUGCUGCUACUUCUUUGCAAUAUAGUGUCGUCGCACUUCAUCGUUGACGCUCUACCUGGCUUCAAUGGAAAACUUCCAUUCACACUCGAAACUGGCAGUUACAUUGGUGUUGAAGAAGAGGAAAAAGUGCAGCUGUUUUACUUGUUUGUAGAAUCUGAGAGAGACCCACAAAAUGAUCCCCUCAUGCUUUGGCUUACCGGAGGUCCAGGUUGCUCCGGUCUCUCUUCCUUUCUAUAUGAGAUCGGCCCUUUAACCUUUGAUUAUGCAAAUUCUAGUGGAAAUUUACCGAAAUUGGAGUUGAACUCAAAUUCUUGGACCAAGGUGGCCAACAUAAUAUUUAUAGAUCAACCUGCUGGCACAGGGUACUCAUAUGCAAAGACUUCAGAAGCUUACAACUGCAGUGAUACCCUUUCUGUAGCUCUAACUUAUGAGUUCCUUAGAAAGUGGCUUAUGGAUCAUCCCAAGUAUCUCAAGAAUCCACUGUAUGUAAGUGGUGAUUCCUAUUCCGGCCUUAUUGUCACGCUGCUUACUCGCAAAAUAUACAAUGGUAUUGAAGUUGGUGACAAGCCUCGAUUGAAUAUCAAAGGAUAUAUACAAGGCAAUGCUCUAACAGAUAAAUACAGCGCCUUCAAUGGUAGAGUCAAAUAUGCUAAUCGUAUGGGACUUAUUUCAGAUAAAAUCUAUCAGUCCACUAAAGAAAAUUGCAAGGGGAAUUACAUGGACGUUGAUCCAAAUAACAUAUUAUGUCUAAAUGAUCUUCAGAGAGUAGAAAGGUGUCUCAAGAACAUACGACUGUCACAUAUUUUAGAACCUUGGUGUGAGCUGCCAUUUUUAAUGAGCAUUCUCCAAGAAACUCCUACAAAUGCAGGACCAUGGUGUCGAACAAACAACUACAUAUACUUGCAUAUUUGGGCAAACGAUAGAGCUGUCCAGAAAGCACUAAACGUCCGUGAGGAAACAGCAUUGGAGUGGGUGAGAUGCAAUGCAAGCAUGCAUUUUAGAUAUUCUGUGAAGAGAACCGAAUCAUAUGUGUAUGAUGUCCAAAGUGUCAUUGAUGAUCAUCGGCAUCUCACCAGCAAAUCCUGUCGAGCUCUAAUUUAUAGUGGUGACCAUGACAUGGUUGUUCCUCAUUUGAGCACAGAAGAAUGGAUAGAAACUUUGAAACUGCCGAUUGUAGAUGAUUGGGAGCCUUGGUUUGUUGAUGGUCAAGUUGCAGGAUACAAGGUGGAGUAUUCACAAAAUGAUUAUGAGUUGACAUAUGCAACUGUUAAGGGUGCGGGUCAUACAGCUCCUGAAUACAAGCCGGAACAAUGCCUGCCCAUGGUUGAUAGGUGGUUUUCCGGUUACCCUCUUUAGUUUCAUCCUUGCAAGACAUUAAUGUACUCAUUUGUUUCUCUAGACAUAAGUGGCGUCUUGACAUAUAUAUCAUCACCAGACAUUAAGCUUGUGUAUAUUGUAAUCUUGAUCUGGAAAAUCACAUGUUAAAGUAUAUAUGAUUUGAGGUC